AGUUUUCUGAAUUGUGAUAACGCGACGUGAUGGACGAGCUCAAUGCGUCCGGCACCUUCGAGCAGUUGCUCGACGAUACAGCGCCCACGAUAUUGGAUUUCAUAGACGCGCUUGAAGGUAUGGACGCGAAGGCCGACGCGCUACCGAUGGUCUCAAGGGUGCAGGUGAUGGAAGAUAUUAAACCGAAGACUAGGACCAAGUCGAAUACAUGGAGGCAACGUCAGAGAAUGGAAGUGCUGAGACUGCGGGACGAAGUGAAACACCUCGAUACGGAGCUAAAGAAGAUAAAGCUGGCAGCAGGGGUGCGCUCCACUGUACCGCUAAUAGAAGGAGUCACCAUCAUUGCAGCCGCUCAAAGAAAGCGACCGGCAGUGAAAAAGCUACUAGGAGAAUCGUGGCAAGAUGCCGCUUCUCGUGAGUCACUGGCUCGUCAAAUAGCGAGCGUCGACAACGAACGAUUACACAAGGUCUUGCACACACAGGUGAAACAUGCUCGGAAACUACAUCGGAUGAUAACGCAACAAAUGACUACAACCGUUGUGGCUCAAGCGCUUGGAUGCCGCCCUGCAUUUUGUGGAAAGGAAGGUCGUCCCCCAACAGAUAAUGAUGUGGUGUUCCAGAAGCUGCUCGCUGAAAUGGACGAACAUCGUGGAAACGUCAGCAGCAUUUUCACGUCAGAUACAACUGACCAAAAGCUCAGUAAGAAAGAAGGUCACGUAUCGAUCCAUUGCGUUCGUGGGCUGCAGGUGCAGCUUGUGAAUAGGUAUACCCUGCCGUUUAGUGUGGAAGCCACAGAACGAGCGAUUUGGCACGUUUUAACGGACAAGGAGAGCAACGACAAGAACAGCCGAGUGGCUUACAACGAGUUGUUUGAGUUUGACAGUAGCACCACCUUACAGAGUGUACGUACAUUUAUCGUGGCGGGUCCAUAUGAGCUAUGCUUUCUCGUACGCAAGGGAUGCCGCAAGUAUCAAAAGGGCGAUCGGAUGCACUUCGUGGUGCAUGAAACAUCUAUCGUUAGUACUCGUUUUGGUGCCGGCGUAUCGUACGACGAAGUUGUAUGGCGCACUGUGGUCCAGGGAAGAGAUCGAUCUGGAAUUCCAACUGCGAUCAUUGAAACGCAUGUGCUGGCAACGUUUCCGUCAUAUAAGACACUCAACUGUCUCCCUCCAGAAGGUCUCAAAGGCUUCAGCGACUCGUUGAUGCGAUUUAAUCACAAAACUGAAGACGUGCUCAUCAGCAACGUUACAAGUUGAAGGCCUUUUUCAACGUGAUGCCAAGCAUUUGGCGGGGAGACCGCCGCAGAAGUGCGCUCUCCUUUGUCUUCGGCCCAGCCGAGGACACGGAGAUGCCUGUUUAGAGCAUCGUGGCAAGACGCUGACCCGAACGAUUGCACCUUGCGCAAUUUCACACGACGAUACUUGCCUAUUUUAUCAGCUUGCCUGUAGGGGCCUCUUUCGCUACCAACCAGGUCGAUUUAAGUGCUGACAACACUACAAAAGCUCGCGAAGGCAGGAGCUUAUAAGAAGCCAUGCUGGAGCGAGCUUUUCCCGGCUUCUUGUAAGCUGAAUCCACCUUCUGCAGUCUUCAAGUCCUGUCCUACUUCUAGUUUUCGUGUCGUUACAUAACUUAGCGACGCUAUAAUACCAUGCUGGCUGUACAUGCCAGACUUGUCAAAGAGGGCCACAAUAAUGCCG
Phytophthora nicotianae INRA-310 is the source of this 1697-nucleotide messenger RNA. RefSeq lists its product as hypothetical. The record is from RefSeq and is a predicted model, not a curated record. The transcript is spliced from 2 exons. The coding region runs from base 30 to 1256 and encodes 408 amino acids. NCBI's taxonomy places the organism in Eukaryota, Oomycota, Peronosporomycetes, Peronosporales, Peronosporaceae.